UGAUGGCCGUGAGCGCGCUGCUCGCCCUCGUGCUGUGCACGCUCAUCCUCCCCGUCCUCCUCUUCCUCGUGUCCGUGAAGCUGUGGGAGGUUUACAGCAGCCGCGGGGACGCGCGCUGCGCGCUCCCGCUGCCGCCCGGAUCCAUGGGACUCCCGUUCCUGGGGGAGACCCUACAACUGUUGUUACAGCGGAGGAAGUUCCUGCGGAUGAAGCGUCAGAAGUACGGCCUGAUCUACCGGACGCACCUGUUCGGCCGGCCCACGGUGCGGGUGGGCGGGGCCGCGCUGGUGAAGCAGGUGCUGCUGGGAGAAACCCGGCUGGUGGCGGCGCAGUGGCCGGCGUCGGUGCGGAGCAUCCUGGGGGCGAACACGCUGUCCAGCAUGCACGGGGGGGCGCACCGGGACCACAAGAAGGCCAUCCUGCGGGCCUUCUCCCGGGACGCCCUGCAGCUCUACCUCCCGGUGGUGCAGGAGGAGGUCCGGGCCGCCGUGAGUUCCUGGCUGGCCAGCGACCCGGCCGGCGACCCGGUCCUGGUCUACCCGGAGAUGCGGCGGCUCUGGUUCCGGGUGGCCAUGCGGAUCCUGCUGGGCUUCCAGCCGGACCAGAUCCAGGACCAGGAGCAGGUCCUGAUCGAGGCCUUCGAGGAGAUGACCCGGAACCUGUUCUCCCUGCCCAUUGACGUUCCCUUCAGCGGCCUGUACCGGGGCCUCAAGGCCAGGAACUUCAUCCACUCCAAGAUCGAGGAGAACAUCCAGAAGAAGCUGCAGGAGCCGGACUCGGGUUCCCAGUACCGGGACGCCCUGCAGGAGCUGAUCGACAGCAGCCGGAGGAGCGGCGAGCCGCUCAGCAUGCAGGCCAUCAAGGAGUCGGCCACGGAGCUGCUGUUCGGGGGCCACGAGACCACGGCCAGCACGGCCACGUCCCUGAUCAUGUUCCUGGGCCUGAAUCCGGACGUGGUGGUGAAGCUGAGGCAGGAGCUGCUGGAGCAGGAGCAGCGGGGCAUGGACCUGCAGAAUCUGAGCAUGGAGACGCUACAGCAGCUAACGUACGCCGGCUGCGUCAUCAAGGAGACCCUGAGGAUCAAUCCGCCGGUGCCGGGCGGGUUCCGGGUGGCCCUGAAGACCUUCGAGCUGGGCGGCUACCAGAUCCCCCGCGGCUGGAACGUGAUCUACAGCAUCUGCGACACCCACGACGUGGCGGAGCUGCCGGACCGGGAGGAGUUCCGUCCGGACCGGUUCCUGGGCCCGACCCCCCCGGACCGGUUCCAGUACGUCCCGUUCGGGGGCGGCGCCCGCAUGUGCGUGGGGAGGGAGUUCGCCACGGUGGUGCUGAAGGUUCUGCUGGUGGAGCUGGUGUCGCGCUGCCGCUGGACGCUGCUCAACGGGCCGCCCGCCAUGAAGACGGGCCCCACCGUGUACCCGCUGGACCACCUGCCCACCCGCUUCACCCGCCUGGCCUGAGCCGGGGGGUCGGGGAGAAACCAGAACCAGAACCAGGGGGGGGCCAGAACUGACCCGGGUCACCAUUGUCUCCUGUAUCUUUGUACAUUAGCAACAGGGACACCUUAGCAACCAGGAGAGGCCUUAGCAACCGAGAGAGCCUGUGCAUCCAGGGUGAGACGCCUUAGCAACCAGGAGGCCUUAGC
Molecule: messenger RNA, 1645 nt
Organism: Cololabis saira (Pacific saury)
Lineage: Eukaryota; Metazoa; Chordata; Actinopteri; Beloniformes; Belonidae
Gene: cyp26a1
Product: cytochrome P450 26A1
Exons: 7
Coding region: 3-1460 (485 amino acids)
Biological process (GO): sterol metabolic process
Molecular function (GO): iron ion binding; heme binding; monooxygenase activity
Source: RefSeq, a predicted model, not a curated record